This is a messenger RNA of Trematosphaeria pertusa, 1388 nucleotides long. Its product is annotated as mitochondrial carrier. Bases 213 to 1115 code for a protein of 300 amino acids. The transcript is spliced from 7 exons. Lineage: Eukaryota; Fungi; Ascomycota; Dothideomycetes; Pleosporales; Trematosphaeriaceae. Gene Ontology annotation, biological process: transmembrane transport. The record is from RefSeq and is a predicted model, not a curated record.
UCCUGAGUCAAUUGUUCAAUAUCCUAUUCGAAAUAUCGCCGCACCGGAAGACAGAGUGGGCAAAGCAUUGCUUUUGCAGCUUCCACGUUAUCGAUCUAGGAGCUUGGACCUCCCACACAACUUUCCCCAGGUCUCGUGCAGUCGGUGUGCGAUUCACCCACAAACCGCUCACCACCUUCCUCCGUCUUUUCUCCCCCCAUAUCGCAUUCAAGAUGGCUGCCGAACCGAAGCCGCUGCCGUUCAUCUACCAGUUCGCGGCCGGUGCCGUGGCCGGUGUGUCUGAAAUUCUGAUCAUGUACCCGCUGGAUGUGAUCAAGACCCGAGUACAACUCCAGACGGGCAAGGGCACCGGCGAAGGACAUUACACCGGCAUGGUCGACUGCUUCAGGAAGAUCGUCAAGCAUGAAGGUGCUUCGAGAUUAUACCGCGGUAUCACCGCGCCCAUUCUCAUGGAGGCGCCCAAGAGGGCCACCAAGUUCGCAGCCAACGACUCCUGGGGCGCCUUCUACCGCAACGCCUUCGGGCAACCCAAAAUGAACCAAUCGCUCUCCAUCCUCACGGGCGCCACCGCCGGCGCCACCGAAGCCUUCGUCGUCGUGCCCUUCGAGCUCGUCAAAAUCCGGCUGCAAGACCGCGCCCAAGCACACAAGUACAACGGCAUGCUGGACUGCGUGAUGAAGAUCGUGCGGCAAGAAGGCCCGCUGACGCUCUACCAAGGCCUGGAGUCCACAAUGUGGCGCCACAUCCUCUGGAACGCGGGCUACUUCGGCUGCAUCUUCCAGGUGCGCGCGCUGCUGCCCAAGGCGACGAACAAGAAGUCGCAGAUCUCGAACGACUUGAUCUCCGGCGCCGUCGGAGGCACCGUCGGCACCAUCCUCAAUACCCCCAUGGACGUCGUCAAGUCGCGCAUCCAGAACUCGCCCAAGGUCGCCGGCAUGGUGCCCAAGUACAACUGGGCGUGGCCGGCGCUGGGCACAGUCAUGCGGGAAGAGGGCUUCGGCGCCUUGUACAAGGGCUUCUUGCCCAAGGUGCUAAGGCUAGGUCCGGGCGGUGGUAUUCUACUCGUCGUCUUCACGGGUGUGAUGGACUUCUUCCGGAAAAUGCGCAAUGAGUAGACGAGGGAAAAGCCGCCGUGGAUGGCAGUACGCGAGUGUGCUAGAGAUGCGUCCUCGAUACCAAUAUCCCUCCCCGCGUUCCCCGUUGAGUCGUCUCAUAGCUGCACCGCGGCAUAUAGACUGUACAUCCUGUAACUGCUCGGCUAUGUCUGUAGAGUAGACCACAUCAAAUCAGCCAAAACAUCAAUCCUGCCUCCUGUCUGGCGAAUGUCACACGUUCGCUACAGAAGAGGCACUCAAAUCGUAGGGUAACGUGAAGAGACGCUUUUUGCC